AUGUCGAUUAAAAAUUUCGAGGGCAAGAGCCCCUUCAUCCAUGAGAGUUUUGAGUACUUCCUAAAGCAGGAGGGUGCCCGGCGUGAUGCGAAUGCUUAUUUGAAUCGGCAAGGUCAUCUAAUACCAGAGAGAGACAACUGGAUAAAGGCUACGACCGCCUUUACUGACGCGGAAAACAAUAAGGAAGUUGUUAAAUUUGCUGUCAGUGACAAGGUUUUACUCAUAGGCAACCGAAGCUCCUUUUCCGAGGGCCAAUAUCCUGGAGACCCAAAAGCGGCCGGAAUGUCCAUGAUACAUAUCUUCGCAAUCUCGAGGGCCAACUAUUUCAAUGCUGUAUCAUUGAGAAAACACGAAGCAUCCAUUAUCAAUGAUAUGAUAAAUUUCUUUCGAGAACAGUGGAAGCGACCUGAGUUCCGCGAAGCCGUUCUUGCACACCAAAGGAACGCCAUCGAGAACCAAGGCACAGAGGGCCGCGCUCAAGCGAGACAACAAUGGCAAGAGCUAAAGGGAAUAGUACAUCAACUUAAGUUCGAACACUUCGCUUUUGGAUUUCACCUGUGGCCCGAUAAUACAGUCGCGCAUUUACAUAUGCAUAUUAUCGCCAUGCCCGAGAAGUUCCGUCGAUACAGUACUAGGCUCAACGACGCGAAGACCGUGGACGCACACGAAGUCCGUGCCGAAGUUAAGCGCCAUGAUGAGUAG
This is a messenger RNA of Annulohypoxylon truncatum, 702 nucleotides long. RefSeq lists its product as uncharacterized. Lineage: Eukaryota; Fungi; Ascomycota; Sordariomycetes; Xylariales; Hypoxylaceae. The transcript has a single exon. The record is from RefSeq and is a predicted model, not a curated record. Bases 1 to 702 code for a protein of 233 amino acids.